Molecule: messenger RNA, 771 nt
Organism: Truncatella angustata
Lineage: Eukaryota; Fungi; Ascomycota; Sordariomycetes; Amphisphaeriales; Sporocadaceae
Exons: 1
Source: RefSeq, a predicted model, not a curated record
GUUUGUCAGAGCAUUGGGUGCACACGAGUGGUUGAGCUGGGAGCCUGCGAGGAACAAAAACACCAUGUUUGAAUUGAUACCCAGACGUGCGUGGUUCAGCAUGAUGGAAAACAGCUUGAUGUACUUCUCACGCAUGCAUAGCUGGCGACCCGAACCCUCUAUGAGGCGGUCCACGGCCCUGGUCAGAUGAGUCCUCUGUUCAUGUGAACAGUGUUCCCGGAGACUUAAAAUACGUCUUUUCUGCUUUCGUGCCAAUACAUCGAAAGAAGCCACCAACGGACCACAUUGUCUUCCCCAUUCUGCCCAUGCGAAGGCUUGGCAUUCGAUGAUCGGCUGCUCUUCGUUGAUGAUUGUACCAGCUUCGAUGUCUUGCGUCGCAUACACCGCAAUGCCGCCAUUAGGCGACUUGCCGACUCUCGAGAGGACAACCGUGGACAUCGCGUGUUCAGCCCCCGCUUGGCGAAAAGAAGAAUGGUGCACCGCUAUCAAGCGUUGCCGUAGUUGACGUCGGAAAGAAGUUACCCACCUAGCAUCCGCGAGUCCCCUUAAAAUAAAGAUGUUUGGUAGACGAGAGUUUCCUUCAAGAACAGAUGCUUGGAUUUCGCGUGAUAUUCUUUUUGCGCGGGUCUAUAAACCGAAAGCAGUGCCGUCUCUGUUUGAAAAUAUCUUUGUGAUGAAGAAUAGAUGUUCAGGUCCAGACAUGACAGAAGGGUAGCUGUCUUAGGUAGCUACAAUGCCAAGAAUAUUUGUUUCUAGAGAUGACGAGUAGCG